CGCCACUUCCGGAGCGGGGUCCUUGGCUCGGAGGCGGCGGCUGCCCGGCCCGGGAGGCGCAGGCAAGCAGGCAGGCAGGAUGGCGGCGGCGGCGGCAUCAGCAGCCUCCGCGUCUGCAGCGUCGUCUGCGGCCGGUGCCUCCGAGAAGGAGGCGAGCCAGCAGAGCAGCCUGGGCGCCUACUCGCCCGUCGACUACAUGAGCAUCACCAGCUUUCCCCGCUUGCCCGAGGAGGAGCCCGGCGGUGGCGGCGGCGCCCCCGAGAGCUGCCUGCGCUCCAGGAAGGAGGAAGACGCGUUCCUGGCCGAGCAGGACACGGAUCCAGAUUCCUUCUUAAAAUCAGCUCGCCUUCAGCGCCUGCCUUCAUCUUCAUCGGAAAUGGGCAGCCAGGAUGUCUCGCCUCUCCGGGAGACCAGCAAGGACCCAUUCUCUGGGGACUGCAGCUGUCGCCAGGACAGUCUGACUGUGAUCAUCACCGCCUGCCUAACGUUUGCUACAGGAGUCACGGUGGCCUUAAUCAUGCAGAUCUACUUUGGAGACCCACAGAUAUUCCAUCAAGGUGCCGUAGUCACCGACGCUGCUCGCUGCACAGCACUGGGGAUCGAGGUAUUGAACAAGCAAGGCUCCUCCGUGGAUGCAGCCAUCACCUCAGCCUUAUGCUCAGGAAUCCUCAACCCUCACACGGCCGGCAUUGGUGGCGGAGGAGUAAUGCUGGUCCAUGACAUCAGGAAGAAUGAGAGCCGGGUGAUUGAUUUCCGAGAGACGGCCCCUUUCAGCAUCCAAGAAGAGAGCCUUAGGAAGGCUUGGGAAACAAAGCCAGGUCUUCUGGUUGGUGUUCCAGGCAUGAUCAAAGGACUCCAUGAAGCACAUCAGUCUUAUGGGAGACUGCCAUGGAGACAGUUGUUGGGCCUUGCUGCAGAUGUGGCCCAGGAUGGAUUCAAUGUCACACAUGAUUUAGCAACGGCUAUAAAAGAAAUGAAGGAAGAGCAAAACUACUCAGAUAAAUUCAGAGAGACCUUCCUUCCAGAUGGCCAGCCCUUGUUGCCUGGCAUGUUUGUGAGAAGACCAGACCUGGCUGCUCUUCUUGACUUGCUUGGGUCGGCAGGGGUCUCAGCUUUCUACAGCGGAAAUGUAACACAAGAGAUUAUUUCAGAGGUCCUUAACUUUGGAGGCACCUUGUCUGAAGAAGACUUCAGUAACUACACUGUCUUGGUGGAAAAUCCAGUCCACACAGUAUAUCAAGGCCACCUUGUUCUCAGUCCAUCACCUCCACACGUAGGUCCUGCCCUGAUCACAGCUCUGAACAUCCUUGAGGGUUUCAAUAUCACCAGUCAGGUAGCCAGAGAAAAUAUUCUCCACUGGAUAACAGAGACACUAAAAGUCGUCUUGGCACUAGCUAGCAGCUUGGGGGACCCUUUCUACGAUGUGUCCAUUUCUCACAGCGUAGAAGACAUGAUGAGUAAAUCCAAGGCAAAUUUCCUGCGACAACAGAUUGACUCUCAGUCGUUCCCCUCUGAUCAUGGCAUUCCACAUUUCUCCAUGGAAAGUGGACCCUCUGCAAGUCAGGUCCUUGUCAUGGGACCUGAUGACUACAUUGUUGCAGUUGUAAGUUCCUUGAAUCGGCCGUUUGGAAGUGGAAUAAUGACUUCUUCUGGAAUCCUUCUAAACAGUCAGAUGCUGGAUUUUUCUUGGAUGAACGAAACAGAAGGCCAUUCAUCUUCUGGCUUGAGGAACUUUAUUCAGCCUGGGAAAAGGCCACUGUCUUUUUUGCUACCUACUGUUGUCCGGCCAUCAGAAGGGAUGUGUGGGACUUACCUUUGUUUGGGAGCCAAUGGUGGCGACAAAGCUUUGAGCAGCAUAACACAGGUUUUAGUAAACGUUUUGACCUACAACAAGAACCUGAGUGAGAGUCUUUCGCUAGGCCGGCUUCAUCCUCAACUUCAGUCUAAUAUCCUGGAAGUUGACAGUGAGUUUCCUGAAGAAGAUAUCAAGUACUUUACAAGCAGCGGUCAGCCGGUGAGCAAAAUUGAGGUCCUUUCUCUCGUUCACGGAGCCAGAAGAACCAACAAUUUCAUAAUUGGUGUGAAAGACCCAAGAAGUGAGGAUGCAGCAGGAGCCACAAUAUUAUAGCAACUCCCAGAUGGGUUUGUUCAUGAAAUAAGGCUUUUUCCAAAACACAUUGUGCAUGUACCCAAACAAUCCCUUUAUCAUUCCCCCUGAGGCGGAACAAACAGUGUUUGUUAUUGGUUUCUCCAUUGCUGAAUAGACCCCUCUGCACUUCUAUGCUAAAACCAAUGCAGCAAUGAAGGCUGACAAAGGCACAAUACAGACCUUAGUUUUUUUGUUGUUUUGUUAUUAUGAACUUGAGUUAAAAGAAUCUCAGGCAUUAUUAUAAUAUGAGCACAGGGAAUAGGUUUAAUUUCAGCAGCACCCUGUCAAUGGUUGAUUCCAGCCAUUUAAUGCACAGAGAGAUAUUUCUAAACUAAGCACUGGGAACAUUCAGGAAGCAAACCACUGGCUGUGUACAAAUGUGCUGUUCUGAGAGCAGUGGUGGCAGGUUCCUUCCUCUGUAAAUACACAUACUUCUGUUUUGAGACAAGUUCUCUAAAAAGGCAAAGAAAGAAUCGCAGUUUCACAGGUUUGAGUCUGAAUGGGAUGAAUGAGAAAAAUCUUAUCUGCGGCGGGUGCCUAUUGGCUAAUAUAUGUGACAUCAUUAGCUCCGUCUCCUCCAAUCUCUGGAACAGUUCUGCAGUUUAAAAUAAUGUUUUCUGUCCCCCUCUCCCCCUUGUAAGGCAAGGAUAAACACAGAGAGCUAUAAGAGAGUGUGUGUGUGUGUGUGUGUGUGUGUGUGUGUACAGGCUGCUUUUUUUAAAAAAGUGGAUAGGCUGCCUGACUCAUUUAAAAAAGGCUAAACAGUGGCUGAUCUAGCAUUUCACCUCCCAAUAUGUAUAUUUGUCAUGGAUGUUUCAGCUUCACUGUGUGCUAGGGCCACACAUACUGGUUUGAGGGCUCUUGAAAUGGUACCUUUGUAUUCACCUGAGAAGAUGAGGCAAAGAUGUUUCUGUGUCCAGUGCAUUUAUUUCUGAUACUGUACUAGUCAACUCUGAAUGAUUCCUUCUCAAGUAGAUGAAUACAGAAUAAGAACAAUGGGUUAAGUUAGCCCUGGGCAUUCUCAGAUGUUCCCCGUGAGUCAAAUGAUUUGUACCAGCAUACAUGUUCUAAUAUGAUAUUGGCUCCUCUGCACAUAUUAAUGAAAGAUUUUAUAAUUCUGAUUUUGCCUCUCUGCCCCAAUGGUGUCCUCUUGGUGGCAUCAGUGCUAUGGUAUCUUGCCAGUUAUUUCAACAAGUUGCAGGUUCCCCCUGUUGUGUUUUGACACAAUACAUUUAUGUAGUUCAACUUUGGAUCUGGAUUAUAAUGCUAUGUACAUCUAUACUGGGGGAAAAGCUGAGCUUCAGUUUUCUCGUGCUACUGUCCAAAGUAGCUCUACCAGCGUAAUAACAUUGCAAAUUUUAAUGCAGAAAGAACUCAGGCAGAUUCAGUGUAACCGUCUACUGAAUAAUUUAACUAAAAUCUUGGCUUUCCAUAGUGCUGCAGUUCCAUUUCAGCUUAUUGUUGCAUUUCUUGGGCAAAACCACGGCAAUCCAAUCAUAAAGCAAGGCCCAACAUAACCAAAAUAAACAAAAAGGCCAUCCUUUCUCACCUAAAUGUUAUGCUAACUGUAAUUUUCAAAUCAUUAACUUUGAAAAACAGCUGGCAAAACAUGGGGGUGAGGAGAAGAAGAUUUAGGCUCAUAUGCAUUCAUAUUCACUCUCUCUACCUUGGCCCAGUAUACCUGUUUCUUUCUUAAUCUAUGCUGAAAAUACAGAUAAUAAAACUAAAUCAAGACAUUGCAUAUUACUCUCACACACACCCCAUUGUCGUUCUCAAAUGUAAACUAAAAACAAAAAUAUUAAGACAGUUUAUAUUAAUGCAUUUUGAGGCUUGGCUGUAAAUACUAAUGGGGCAGGAAAAAUAUUGUAAAUUCUAAUCUUAAUCGACUUGUAGCUGACUUCUUGCCAAGUUUAUCUCACUUCCCUUCAUAAAUUCGAAGUGGAGUUUUUUUGUAAACAGAUAUGACCCAGCUGCUCAGCUCUUGCAAAGUUUACCCUGUUCAUCUGAAUUGCCAACAACAUUGCCUACAAAGUGCUAAAGAGAUACAAAGAAAGUGUUUUACUGAAAUGUAAUAGAAUCCAGGACAAAAACAAAGUUCUAGGCAAUAAAAAGGCACACCAUCAAUAGAAAUGUAGUUUAUGCAUAACACUGAAAGUCUCCUACCCAAGUGAUUCCGUUGGUGUCAAGGAGGAUGUACCCAAAGUUACUUUCACACAUGCUCUAAAUCAGUCUGUCUUAGGCUGAUUUGUGAAGCAGAAGAACAACUGCUGCUUAUCAAAACUAGAGGCAAAUACACAAACAGACAUGGGCAAGUGUUCCAGAUUAUUUCUAGACACGGGUGCUGACACACUCAGUUUCUUAUGUCAGAAAUCAAUCAAGAGGACCUCACAUCGGGAGCACUUUGAGAUAUGUACAAAUAUUUCAGUUCUCUGUGUAGAUGAUAGUGGGUACAUCAGAACAACUCUCUUGAUGUGAAAUAUUCAGUCAGUGAAUGCAUGGAGGCAGGGCGCAUGCCACAGCAGCGCAUUCUGCCCUCAGCUUCCACAUGUUCAGUGGAAGGUAUGCACAGGGAGCCCUACAUGUUGGGAGCUGAAUUUGUGUGGGUUCUAUUUGCCUGAUGUGGGAGACUGGACCCCUGAGUGUGCUGACAGAGCCAAUGUGUGUACAGCUGCAGGCACAGCUUCAACUAAAAAAUGUGCACAUUGGUGGAGUGAACGGAAUAAAUGAUCCCACCUACCACCAUGUAUUCACUGAUUGCAUGAAGGCCUCGUCUGAAUGUGAAAGCAAAUUCACAGUUCUACACCAUAUAAAUCACAGAAAAAACUCUGCUUCUGACUCCAUUAAUAAAUAAAAAUUAUAUCAGCGUACAGAAUCCUUCCACUAAGCUUUUGAACAACUUCCCUCCCUAACAAAAUGCAAUUUCACAGCACUUGACGUAUUAAAUGCACACCCACAAAAAUAUCUCCCCUAUACUGAUUUCACAUUAAAUUAAAGUGCAUAACUUUUAUUGCUUUCCCCCAUCAUAUUAUUGUACCUAUGGCUACUGUACAUAUUCUGUAUGUAUAUCUGCUAAUAGCUGUGCUGGUGCUCCAGAUCUUAUAUCCCAUGAACUAGAAUUGAAUGAAUACUGUCUUGUUCAUGUGCACAUUUACAUGACAGAAAACCAACUUAAUACGAAGAAUGGCCCCUCCUAAUGUUGGAGGUAUAAAUGAACAAACACACUGCAGAAGCCAUCACUGCUCAUGCUUUAUGCUUGAAUGUUAACUGUCCUUUGAUGACCUCAAUGUAGUUUACAAUCAUUCACUAGUUAAGGGCUCAUUCAGUUGUUCUGUUAUAAGUCGCUAAAUGGCCUACGUGAGAUUUUUGAAUGUUUGUAUGACAACAUCAAUCAAGCUGCAAGCAGUGGUGUAGUGUAGGUUGCCAGCUUCCGGGGCAAGGCAAGCAUUGUGCCCCCUCCUCAGAAAGAGGGGAAAAAACCCAGAACACAUAAACACAUACCCCACGUGAAGUUCAAGAGUUGUGGUGCUUCUCCAGCAAAAGCGCAUGCGGCCUUUUCUAGCCAUAGUAAAGGGGGGUGGCUGGAGGGUGCGGGGAGAGGAGAGGUUGGGGACAAGCGGUGACCUGCCUCCACAAGAAGGUGCAAGAAGAGGAAAUAAUAAAAUGAGGGGAUUCCUUCCACACCACCUUAAACACCAUGCAGGCACUGCAAUUCAGCAGCUUCAAGGUCUCAGGCGAGGGAGGAGCAGAAAUUUUGCACCCCUAAGAAUUUUGCUCAUGGGGCAACAGCCCCUGUGGCACCCACACGCUACACCACUAGCUGCAUGUACCAACAUAUGCUUACAGUCUGCCUUACGUAUCAAAGUCCAGGGCCAGUCCAUGAAUGAGGCAAAGUGAGGCUGCAGGAUUCACAGAGGCAGCAGAUCCCAAUGUCAGUCUCCCCCCUCCCCUUGUUCCUGAUGUAGAUCUUUCCUCACCCCUUCAUCCCUGGUGGGGAGGGCAGAUCUGCCAUUUUGGGGUCCUCUUCAGGUGCUAGGAUAGAGUGAUUCAGAUGAAGCAGUGGGGCUGUACAAAGUGAGAGUCAGUAUUGGACAUAGAUAAUGGAGUCUUCACCCGGCUACUGUCCCCGAGUGUCGUUCACUUUUCUUCAGGGAAAGGGUAGGGCUCCAUUUGGGAACAACUGUCUGGUGAGGGCAAAACUGAGGGCCGAGCCUCCAAUAUCAGGAGAGCAAGGUUCAGUGCAUCUUAGUGUAUAGAGUACACAGAAACUGAUUUUGUACAGAUUUUUAGAGAUCCCUGAUAUAGGGAUCCUUCCUCCAUAUACACUUGCCUGUCCUAAUGACAAGACAUUUUGUUAAAUCUCUUAUUAAACUGGACUGAGCAACUGGCAUAUUUGUUCUUCCUCAUGGUAACAGAAGUGGAUUGGGGGGGGGGGCUAAGAAGAGAAAAAUUAGAAACUUGUCCAUGAAUACAAAGCCAUAGAAGAUAGUCAGAAGUUUUACAAUGGAUCCCUUAGAGCUAUUUCCACAUAUACGUGUUAACACUUAUGUGGAUUUCUGCAGCGAGGGAAGAUAAGAUGAACUGAAGGGAUAUAUCCAUAUUUUUGCUCUGAGGAGGCAACAUACUGCACACAGAGUGCACAUGUACACACUGAGACACACACUUACACUCACACAGGGGUUUACCAUAACACUACAAGGUUCAGAAAGUAGGAUGAGCUGUGCUUGCAAAGGAGAAAUCAUAGCCUUAGAAUGCAUUUCAAUUGUUUCUUAGCAAGCACAGUUUGCAUUCGGCACUAAAUUUGGUACCAAAUGUAAGCUGAGCUGUUUUCUGCUGGGGUUGGAUCUACCUGACAUCCUAUUACAUCAGGUUGGUAUCUCUGCCCACCUGUCAAAUGUGGCACAAUCUGAUCCAGCUUUCUGGCCAAGUAUGGUUCCUUGUGUUAACUGUCCCCUUCCCAGCUGUGACAAUCAGUUUCCUUCAUUGAAUUAGACUUGAAAGGAGCCUUCUCUUGUAGCUGUGGCACCUCCAAAUGCUGUCAUCACCCCUGCACCCAAAUUAGGUUUGAAGACAGCCUUCUUUUCCUACAAGAGAAAGGUGAUGGUGCGGGGGUGGGGGGAGAAAGCUGUGGGUGCUGAGGAAGGCCUCACUUGGUACUUGUGCACCUGUGGGUUGGUGACCCCAAGUCAAGAUGAGCUCACAGAGCUGCAACCCUAUACAAGCUAGGGGUGUGCAGAUGAUUUAGAUGAAUCCUAUAUCUUGAACUGAAGUGGAAUACUUUGGACAGAUUCAGGGCUUGUCUUAAGCUGACUCUUUCCAAACUGAGAUUUGGAGCCAAACUGAAUCAGGCCACCUCCAAAGUGCUUUGGAUCUAACUGGACAGUUUUCUUAAGUAUCAGAUUGGGGUUCUUCUGAAUUUUUGGUCAAUGCUUGUUCCUUAUAUACAUUUACCUGGCAGUAAGGGGCACUGAAUUUAAUGAGGGCUUACUUCUGAGUAAGCAUGCAUAGGACUGCACUGUAAAUUGGAGAGGUUAGAACAAGGGUGCAAAACAAGUGACCCUCCAGAUGUUCUGCUCCACCUUCCAUCAGUCUCAACUAAGUUGGCCAAUGGACAGGAAUGAUGGAAGUUUUAAGUUCAGUAACAUCUAGAAGACCACAACUUUCCCAAGUGAAGAGAGAGUAUUUAAUGAUCUGCUCAGUGCCUGCUUAAGGGUGAAACAAGGAUUCAAAACUGAAUUCAUUAUGGUGUGUAUGCUAUAGCACUGGGAUAUGGCAGUUAUUUAACUUAAUCAGUGGGGGGAAGGAUGUGAUAUCAUAUAUAAGAUAUAAAAUAGUGAAUGUUAUCCUUUCAGACACAGGUCCUCAGUUGUGUGCAGUCACUCUACUGUAGCUCUGUUCCAGCAAUAGGGAUCCCUUUCUAGAUCACCUACUGCAGGAGGGCACUAAAGAACUGGCCUCUCCUUUUCUAAUCUGUGACUGACUGCAUAUUGUUUUAGUGUCUUUCUAAGCAAAUUGUAGUGUGAUGUGUUAGAUUGAUCAACAUAUGGAUUGUAAAGAGCAAAAUACUCAGUGGACUACCCCACCUAUCUUCUAGGCACUGAGCAAAAUGUCUGAAGCACCAUCUAAACUUACUUUGUUGCUGGGAACCAAAAUGCUUAAAGUUUAAUUUUACCAGAAGGUAAAUUGCAAGAAGAGGGAUUUUUAAAAAAACACAAUGUAUACUUUGAAAAACAGAGUUCAUGAAUACAAAUUGUAAAGUUGACAUGUUUACUGUAUAGCAUCAUUUUUAUUUUGAAACAAGUAACACAAAAUGCAUUGUUAUCACAACUGUGACUUUGGUUGUACAGACAAGAAAUAUGUUCAUGCAUUUUCCCACCAAUAACAAAAAGGCAGAAAUAAAAACACUUUUCUUUUUGUAUUAUA
Molecule: messenger RNA, 8569 nt
Organism: Podarcis muralis (Common wall lizard)
Lineage: Eukaryota; Metazoa; Chordata; Lepidosauria; Squamata; Lacertidae
Gene: GGT7
Product: gamma-glutamyltransferase 7
Biological process (GO): glutathione catabolic process
Cellular component (GO): plasma membrane
Molecular function (GO): glutathione gamma-glutamate hydrolase
Source: RefSeq, a predicted model, not a curated record